Molecule: messenger RNA, 804 nt
Organism: Brachypodium distachyon (stiff brome)
Lineage: Eukaryota; Viridiplantae; Streptophyta; Magnoliopsida; Poales; Poaceae
Product: zinc finger BED domain-containing protein RICESLEEPER 2
Exons: 3
Coding region: 1-804 (267 amino acids)
Molecular function (GO): DNA binding
Source: RefSeq, a predicted model, not a curated record
AUGACUGAAUGGAGCGUGGAGGAUAAGGUCUUCGGCAUAACGUUGGACAAUGCAUCAGUAAAUGAUUCGAUGGUUAACUUUGUGAAAAGCAAUCUGCUAGGAUGGGAACUUCUAGUUGGAAAAGGGGAGAUGUUACACCAUCGUUGUGCUGCUCAUGUUCUUAAUUUGAUGGUACAAGAUGGCUUAAAAGUUGGGUCUGCAGCUAUCAAUAAUAUCAGAGAGAGUGUGCUGUUUGUUCGAAGCUCCGAAGCAAGAAGACAAAAAUUUAAAGAUAUUGUAGCUCAAGAAGGCAUUGAAUAUGAGAAGAGUGUGUGCUUGGAUGUUACCACUAGGUGGAACUCGACCUACUUGAUGAUGAAGACUAUUUUAGUCUUUAAGAGAGCAUUUGAUGCUUUAGAUAUUCAAGACCCUGCUUAUCUUUGUGCUCCCUCAGCUGAGCAAUGGAAUUUGGCUAGAGAGAUGGUCACCCUCUUAGAGGUCUUCUACAAUGAUACGGUGGUAUUUUCAGGUUCCUUGAAGUUUAUGAAGUAUUGGAAGCUCAUGUACUUGACAAUUUGUGUUCCCGUCAUACUUGACCUGCGGUUCAAGUAUGAAUACUUGGAAUACCAAUUGAAAGAUGAUGCUGAGAUAGAGGGACAGACAUAUAUGAUUGCUGUGAAGAGGGCAUUUAAGGAACUAUUUAAUGCCUAUUCUUCAUGUGAUGAUGGACCAAGUGUCGAUGUGGAGGUAAUGGAGACAAGUGUUGCUGUUGUGAAAACCAUUACUGAAGAUUUUGUCUAUGACACGGAUGGAAAUUCUGCAUAA